AUGGUGAGGAGUGGUCGCGACAGAGAGAGGGAUCGUAGACGCUCACAUAGCCGUUCGGCAAGUCCAGAUCGUAAAAGAAGACGUUCUAGAUCUAGAAGUAGAGAUAGAAAUUCCAAAUCCUCUAAGAGGAAGCGUAGCCGCAGCAGAGAUAGAGAUUCCAAGCGUGAUCGCAGUAGGGACAGAGAGAGGGACCGAAAAAGUGAUAAACGAGAUGAUAAGAGAAAUGGUUCGAGUAGUAAGUCUAGGAAGAAAUCUCCAGAUAGGGAAAAAGAAAGAGAUCGCUCCAAAUCAAAAGAGAAGGCGGUUAAAUCUGAAUCCGCUGAUUAUGCUCCUGGUACUGUAGAUAAGGAAGAGGAACAAAGUCGAUUGGAAGCAGAAAUGCAGAAACGCCGCGAACGUAUUGAGCGUUGGAGAGCUGAACGGAAACGUAAAGAAUUGGAAUCAGCUAAAAAGGAAGUCCAAAAAGGCAGUAUCGUGACCAAUAUACAGGUGCCGGCUGCUAAAAAGUGGUCCUUAGAAGACGAUUCCGGAGAUGAAGCCGUUGCUGAGGAAAAAAUUGAUGAGGAAGAUGAAAUUGAUCCAUUGGAUGCCUAUAUGCAAGAAGUUCAACAGGAAGUACGCAAAGUGAAUCAACUAGAUCAAGCUCGUGGCAUCAGUGUUCCCACAACAGGGGGCACAGGAGUUGUCAUACUGACUGGAACGGCUAAGAAAAAAGUUACCGAACAGAAAAAUAAAGGUGAACUCAUAGAGCAAAAUCAAGAUGGCUUAGAAUAUUCCUCGGAGGAAGAGACAGAAGAUAUAAAGGAUGCAGCGGCUAAUCUGGCAUCUAAACAAAGAAAGGAAUUAGCUAAAGUUGAUCACGCCAGUUUGGAUUAUAUGUCGUUUAGAAAAGCAUUUUAUACUGAGGUUAGUGAGCUGGCCAGAAUGACGCCAGAAGAGGUUGAAGCAUACAGAACAGAGUUAGAAGGUAUAAGGGUGAAAGGUAAGGGUUGUCCAAAACCUAUAAAAAAUUGGGCUCACUGUGGUAUAAGUAAAAAGGAACUUGAUAUACUGAAGAAAUUGGGCUUUGAAAAACCUACACCAAUUCAGGCUCAAGCUAUACCUGCUAUAAUGUCUGGAAGAGACCUGAUUGGUAUAGCAAAAACGGGUUCCGGUAAAACAUUAGCAUUCAUAUUGCCUAUGUUCAGACAUGUUCUCGACCAACCGCCUUUAGAAGACACAGAUGGACCAAUAUCACUCAUAAUGACUCCUACGAGGGAACUUUGUAUGCAGAUAGGGAAAGAUAUUAAGAAGUUUGCCAAGUCUUUGGGUUUGAGAGUUGUUUGUGUUUAUGGUGGAACUGGAAUAUCUGAACAGAUAGCGGAGUUAAAACGUGGUGCUGAAAUGAUAGUAUGUACUCCUGGCCGUAUGAUCGACAUGUUGGCUGCUAAUUCAGGUCGUGUGACUAAUCUGAGACGAGUUACAUACAUUGUACUUGACGAGGCUGAUCGGAUGUUUGAUAUGGGUUUCGAGCCGCAGGUUAUGAAGAUAAUUGACAACGUGCGUCCAGACAGACAGACGGUCAUGUUCAGUGCUACAUUCCCGAGGCAGAUGGAAGCCUUAGCCAGACGUAUAUUACAAAAACCUAUUGAAGUACAGGUUGGAGGUAGAAGUGUUGUUUGUAAAGACGUGGAACAACAUGUAGCUAUACUAGAAGAGGAUGCUAAGUUCUUCAAAUUACUGGAAUUACUAGGACUUUACAGUCAGAUGGGAAGCAUUAUAGUGUUUGUUGACAAACAGGAAAACGCUGACAGCUUGCUUAAAGAUUUGAUGAAGGCAUCUUACUCUUGUAUGAGUUUACACGGAGGUAUUGAUCAAUUCGACAGGGACUCAACUAUAGUGGACUUCAAGAACGGCAAGGUGAAGCUGUUGGUGGCGACCAGCGUGGCGGCGCGGGGCUUGGACGUGAAGCAGCUGGUGCUGGUCGUCAACUACGACUGUCCCAAUCAUUACGAGGAUUACGUGCAUCGAUGCGGUCGUACGGGUCGCGCCGGUAACAAGGGUUAUGCUUGGACAUUCCUUACUCCGGAGCAGGGUCGGUAUGCGGGGGACGUGUUGCGGGCGCUCGAGGCCGCUGGGGCUACGCCCCCGGCUGAACUUAGGGCUCUGUGGGACAAGUACAAAGAGGCGCAGGAGAGGGACGGGAAGAAGGUACACACGGGCGGCGGCUUCAGUGGGAAAGGUUUCAAAUUCGACGAAUCCGAAGCCCAAGCGGCUACCGAGAGGAAAAAAUACCAAAAAGCGGCGCUUGGACUACAAGAUUCUGAUGACGAGGAUGUUGAAGGUGACUUAGACCAGCAGAUAGAGGUCAUGCUGGCCGCUAAGAAGAUUGUUAAAGAAAUUAAGCCUGGUGUGGCGACGGCAAAUCCCCCAGCGACAGCGGGAGCAAGUGUAGACGGGAAACUUGAACUAGCUAGACGAUUAGCUUCAAGAAUAAAUCUGGCUAAAGGAUUAGGCGUUGAACAGAAGGGAGCGACUCAACAAGCGGCCGAGGCUAUACUUAAAGGAAACCCGUCUGCGCACACCCUUAUCACAGCUAAAACGGUAGCUGAACAGUUAGCAGCCAAGUUGAACACUCGUCUGAACUAUCAGCCUCGCGACGAGAGCACCACUGAACCGGCCGAGGAGGUGUUCAGGAAGUACGAGACCGAACUGGAGAUAAACGACUUCCCUCAGCAGGCUAGGUGGAGGGUUACUAGCAAGGAGGCGCUAGCGUUGAUCAGUGAAUAUUCAGAGGCAGGUAUUACAGUGAGGGGGACGUAUGUACCACCAGGGAAAGCUCCGCCCGAAGGAGAAAGGAAACUUUACUUGGCCAUCGAAAGUUCUCAAGAGCUAGCUGUGGCUAAAGCGAAAUCAGAAAUAACGAGACUCAUUAAAGAAGAACUCCUCAAGCUACAGACGUCUGCCCAUCAUAUGAUUAACAAAGCUAGAUAUAAGGUCCUCUGA
Danaus chrysippus (African queen) is the source of this 2985-nucleotide messenger RNA. The record is from the annotation of a GenBank genome assembly. NCBI's taxonomy places the organism in Eukaryota, Metazoa, Arthropoda, Insecta, Lepidoptera, Nymphalidae.